Messenger RNA from Echinops telfairi (small Madagascar hedgehog), 1589 nucleotides. RefSeq names its product glycerophosphodiester phosphodiesterase 1 (gene GDE1). Gene Ontology annotation, biological process: lipid metabolic process. The transcript has 6 exons. Gene Ontology annotation, molecular function: phosphoric diester hydrolase activity. Lineage: Eukaryota; Metazoa; Chordata; Mammalia; Afrosoricida; Tenrecidae. The record is from RefSeq and is a predicted model, not a curated record. Bases 86 to 1081 code for a protein of 331 amino acids.
CUCCCGGUCUCUCCCUCCUGUCGCUCGCCUGUCCCGGGAGCCCGGCGGGUCCGGGACUCCCGUCCUCGCCGGUCCGGGCGCCGGCAUGUGGCUGUGGGAGGAGCAAGGGGGCCUCCUGGGCCCCUUCUCCUUCCUGCUGCUGCUGCUGCUGCUGCUGACGCGCAGCCCCUUCAAUGCCGGCCUGCUCACGGGCAGCCUCUACGUCCUGCUGCGCUGCUUCAGCUUCGAGCCGGUGCCCUCGGCCAGGGCGCUGCAGGUGCUCAAGCCCCACGGCCGCAUCUCCGCCAUCGCCCACCGCGGGGGCUGCCACGACGCGCCGGAGAACACCUUGGCGGCCAUCCGGCUGGCAGCUAAGAAUGGAGCCACCGGCGUGGAGCUGGACCUUGAGUUUACUUCCGACGGGAUCCCCAUCUUAAUGCACGACAACACCGUGGACCGGACCACCGAUGGCACUGGUUAUUUGUGUGACUUGACAUUUGAACAGAUCAGGACACUGAACCCUGCAGCCAAGCACAGGUUGAGGAAUGAUUUUCCUGAUGAAAAGAUCCCCACCCUGAGGGAAGCCGUCGUAGAGUGCCUAACCUCUAACCUCACCAUCUUCUUUGAUGUCAAAGGCCAUGCCAACCUGGCUGCUGUUGCUCUAAAGAAACUUUAUGAGGAGUUUCCUCAGCUAUACAAUAAUAGUAUCGUCUGUUCUUUCUUGCCAGAAGUUAUAUAUAAGAUGCGACAAGCCGAUCAGAAUAUCGUGACGGCGCUAACUCACAGACCUUGGAGCCUGAGCUAUACAGGAGACGGGAAACCGCGGUACGAUUCCCUGUGGAAGCAUUCCAUGCUCAUGCUGAUGGACAUUCUGCUCGACUGGAGCAUGCACAACAUCCUGUGGUACCUGUGUGGGAUUUCAGCUUUCCUCAUGCAGAAGAAUUUCGUCUCCCCGGCCUACUUGAAUAAGUGGUCGGCCAAAGGGAUUCAGGUUGUUGCGUGGACUGUUAACACUUUGGAUGAAAAAAGUUACUACGAGUCCCAUCUCGUCUCCAGCUACAUCACUGACAGCCUGGUGGAAGACUGCGACCCUCAGUUCUAGACUGUCAGCCCCUGAAGGAAGCACGGGUUCAGAAACCACCUGCGGAGCUCUGGCAGGGAAAUUAAAACACCGUAUGCUAUCCCAAGCUCUGGGGUUGGGGGGAAGGGGGAGGUGGGGUGCCAGGUGACUCACACAAGCAGUAGUCAGUAAUUCCAUUUUUACUUGAACUAAAGCAAAACCCAGUGUUAGCACCACACUCCAGGGAAUCCCUGAAUCCACCACUGGGGCUCCCAGGAAGCCUGGGGCUGAGGAAAGGUCCUGGCCGAGAUGCACACCGAGCCUCAAUGAGAAUAAGCACAGGCUGAGCUGGUGCCACGUGGGGACACAGGUGCAAAUGCAUGGGAAAAUGCAUGAUCCCUCCAAGUGGGCAUUUGAACACUUGGCACUUAGGUAAUGUGCUGGCGCACUUAGGUAAUGUGCUGAUGUUGAACAGUUUAGCGUCAGCGACAUUAACAACGUACUGUGGAUGUCAAACUUGUGACUACACUAAUAAAAGUCCUUCAAAGGA